This is a messenger RNA of Planococcus citri (citrus mealybug), 3008 nucleotides long. Its product is annotated as nonsense-mediated mRNA decay factor SMG8. Gene Ontology annotation, biological process: nuclear-transcribed mRNA catabolic process, nonsense-mediated decay. The transcript is spliced from 19 exons. The record is from RefSeq and is a predicted model, not a curated record. Bases 207 to 2963 code for a protein of 918 amino acids. NCBI's taxonomy places the organism in Eukaryota, Metazoa, Arthropoda, Insecta, Hemiptera, Pseudococcidae.
CCGUUCCCAAAAUCGUGACUUUUUGAAAUUUUUAUGGAAGAUGGGAAAAUUUUCCAUAAGACCAUAAGCUGAGUCAGCGUUUAUCAUUCUUAUCUGCAAAUUUUUUCGAUGAGAUUGGCAUAGGAAAAUAUAUGGAGAUGCGCUUUCGAAUUUUAUCCGGUUGGUACGAUUCAGUGCCACACUAGAAGAUAUCCAAUUUUGAAAAAAUGUUGCUGAAUAAAUUUGUGUUUCCGUAUGAUUUUUACAAAGAGGAGAAAAUUCUACACAAUCAAGUCGUCGUAGUAUCAAUUUUUGGUAAAUCCUCUUAUCUGUCCGGUGGCUGCAAAGCUGAUAUUAUUGAUAAAUUGCUUGGAUACAACAUUUUCAAAAAAUGUAUGCUCGAAGAUACAGAGAUCAACGACGAUUUUCUGUGCAACAUCGAAGGCUUCUAUGACAAGAAAGAAAAUAUUAUAUAUUUACACUACGUAGGAAGCUUUGAUACUCACUCGCUGCUGAAAAUAUACGAGCUAUACUCCGUUGAAUUAGAGGAAAAGGGAUUUUUAACAGUAUGGACAGAUUUAAAGUACAGAUACUCUCGCGCUUUAUUAUUCCUAUUCUUCGUAUCUCAUGUGUUGGUCGUCACUCACCCUACACAUGUGUUUGAUUUGAGUUACGUUCAGUUAUUCAAAGCGUUUGAUACUAUCAGGCAUAAGUUAUCUGAGAAAGUCAGCAGUAUUCUCAAAGGAGUGAAAAAUAUUUCAUCCGAAUGGCAAACAAAUGGCAGGUUUUGUUGUCCCAGAAUUUUAUUUUAUUUCGAGAAAUGCCCUCCUUCGAUGAAGAAUAUUGACAACCCUGAAGUAUUAGCAAACUUGAAAAAACUCGAACACUCUGUAGAAGAUCAAAUUUAUAGAAUUUUAAAAAAGUGCCGAAUUCUUUCAAGUAAUACUCGAAAUUCUUUAUGCGCCGUUCCCCUGAAUCAAGAAUUCGUUUUUAUUGAGACUGAAACAAACGUGAUGAAAGAUUGGACCAGUUUUUAUUUGAACAGUUUGAUUAGUUUUUGUACCAAUCCAAAUACAGAACAGAACCAUUGCAAUUAUGGAUUUGAAAGUCUCCCUGAAGCUGUUGUUAAUCCAACUGCCUCUGAUGAUCACACUUUUAGUGUUUUUCUUCAUGAUCAUACUGAAACUGCCUUCACCAAAGGUUUCGAUGAUAGCGCAGGUAGACAUUCAAAUGCUAAUUUGUUCGAGGUGCCAGUUGCUGAAGUAUGGUUCGAAGCAGCUAACAAAUUAUUCGAUUUUUUCGUACUCCAAUCCACGAAAGACGAUGUAUCAGAUUUCUCUAAUUUGAAGAAUUGUUUAGACGUCGAUCAGAGAUUCAGCGAAGCAAGAUGUAACAAAGUCUUCCCUUUAGCUAUAGCCACAUAUCAAGAAAAUCUACCUUCUCAUUACACCAAGAAAUAUCACGAAACCAAAGUUACUCAUGCUUUAUCAGUGUUCGGUAUACAUGCUAGAGGUCCUCAAGUAGACAACUAUAUUCAAAAAUUAGUCAAAGAAUGUGAUAAAUAUUGGAAAAGUGGAAGACAAAUGUGUGAAAUUCUGAGUCUGACGGGUAAUCCUUGUAAUUUACCGCUACAUAAAAGCAGCACCUUUGAAUCAGCCAAUAGCGAGUCGAUAGAAAACAUCAACGUUGCGGAUUUACCAGUUACAGAACAUUCCAGUGGAGUACGUUAUAUAUCGUCGUGUAAUUGCGGUCAUAAACAAGGUCCUCGAGAUGACCCAUUUACUGUUCGAGCUGCCAACUACGAUUUCUAUCAAAUUUUAGGAGAAGAUUGUGGGUGUUCUCAUUACGAUAAAAUUCAAUUUCCAGUUUUUCAACCCAGCACAAAAGAUUACAGAGCGGCGCAGUUGUUCUCAAAACCGACUAAAAUAGUUGGACGUAAAGAUAAUGUCAAUACGUUGAUGCCUAAUAAAGAAUUUGGUCAAGAAACUCAACAUGGUCCCACUCAAGGCUUAAGUUUAGCGUUAAUAUCUUGCCAUUCUAUGAGUCUUGCUAGUGACAUGAUGAUAGUUGAAGAACAAGGCGGUUUUCAUCCAGCUGAACCGAUCAAUGACCAUAAUCCGCUGAAACCAUCUCAGGCGUCUCUAACUCAAACUUCUGAGAAAAUAGUGAUUCAAGUUACCGAUCAUAGUGACUCUAAUAAAGAUAAAGGACUAGUGCGACAACCUAGCACAACUGAAUAUUUACCUGGUAUGCUGCACAGCGAAUCUCCUCCAGGAUUAUUGCCGCAGUUUCCUUCGUGGUCGUUAGUGUGUCUUGGACCGUCUAGUUUGUAUUCUCAUAAUUUAGGAUUACAAGAACAACACCAUCCUGGCUUUUUAGCCGGAUCCGCGUAUCUUUUGCCCUGGGAUGUAACUGUGAGAUUGGAACAUCACAUGAAAGAACGUUUUUGGGCAUCCAACGAUCCUCGAAAUAAGAACGCUCCUCAACGAAAUCGUCGUAAAGGAACUAAAGAAUUCAACGUCAAGAUAUUCGUCGGUGUGGAAUACGAAUGUCCAUGUGGUCAUCGUUUUAUGUGUUCGAGUCCUGAAAAAGUCUUGAAAGCAACUGGUUCCGGUUUAGUUCGAGAUAAUGGAAGUAAAGUAACAAACUGUGAUAUGCCUUUAUAUUACCCAUGUCCGUGCCGAAAUUCCAAACAAUUAAUCGCUCAAUUGAUGCGGAUUCACGUGGUUACUCCCAAAGCCCCGGUCAAUGUAACGUUGAACCCUCGAGUGCAACCUGCCCCUAGUCCAUGUCCAGUGUUUGUGACUGGAAUUCAAGAACCUGUACGAUUAUCUCAAAGCUCGUAUUGGAUAUUACGAUUACCAUAUGUUUACUACGGAGACAGAGGACCAUAUUUACCACCUAAAGAACACGCACCUUCUAAUUACGGACGUUUACUAGCUGGUCUCUACGGUAUAUCCGAAGUACCACCAGAUACUAAAUAAUACGCUGGUGUGGUAAUAAUAAUGAUAAUAAAUCGUUUUGCAUCA